This is a messenger RNA of Salvia hispanica, 2462 nucleotides long. Its product is annotated as 3-oxoacyl-[acyl-carrier-protein] synthase II, chloroplastic-like. NCBI's taxonomy places the organism in Eukaryota, Viridiplantae, Streptophyta, Magnoliopsida, Lamiales, Lamiaceae. Gene Ontology annotation, cellular component: chloroplast stroma; mitochondrion. Gene Ontology annotation, biological process: fatty acid biosynthetic process. The record is from RefSeq and is a predicted model, not a curated record. Gene Ontology annotation, molecular function: 3-oxoacyl-[acyl-carrier-protein] synthase activity.
CUCCAGGCUCCAUCUCUCUCCCUCUGCCUUCCCUCUCUGCUGCUAACGUCAGAUUCAAUCAAUGAAAACCGCCCUCUCGUUUGUUUUCAAUCCAACCUCACUCUACGUGCUACUCCAUAAGAGAGACAGAAAUUGACCUCAACCUCUUCUCCAUAAAUACAAACUAGCUACUGUAUUGUAUGCUUACUACAGAUUGAUACACCAGAUAAAUCAUAAAUAUACAGCCAUAGAUUCCGCAUAGAGCUCUAGUCUUGGCUGAGAGCGGAUUUCGAUGGCGGCGUCAUCGGCGAUGUGCUCUUGGCUAAUGGCCGCAUGCAUGUGCGACAGAGAAUCCGGCGUUUCUGCUAUAUCUACGACGUCGUCUAACUCACGCCGCCGCCCAAUCAAAUGCGCCGCCAACCGGCGCACCAUGAUUCUCGCCAAAUGCGCGCCGCGCAUUGGAAAUCUCGUGAAUUCCUCUCUCGCUUUAGAGCCCCGCCACCACUUGGAUAAAUCUCACGAAUGUUUCUUCGGCUUCAAAUCGAGGAAUGUUUUAAUGCAGCGCGGCCGCCGGAAAUUACUCCGUUCCUCCGCCCAUUCUGGCUUGCCAAUUUGCAUGUUGUCGCCUUCUCGUUCUCAUCCCAGCAAUUCCAGCUUAGCUGAGAAAUUGACAGCUAUAGGAGAAACAAAAGCAGUAGCUGUAAGUCCGGCUAUUGAAGUUUCACCCAGUAAAAAGCCUCCAAUCAAGCAACGGCGAGUGGUCGUGACAGGUAUGGGUGUGGAGACACCACUUGGUAGUGAUCCAGAUAUCUUCUAUAAUAAUCUUCUUGAUGGAGUCAGUGGAAUUAGUGAGAUAGAGGCUUUUGAUUGCUCGCAGUUUCCAACCAGAAUUGCUGGAGAAAUCAAGUCAUUCUCAACAGAUGGCUGGGUUAUACCUAAACUUUCAAAGAGAAUGGAUAAGUUCAUGCUUUACAUGCUGACAGCAGGCAAAAAGGCAUUGGCUGAUGGAGGAAUUACAGAGGAUCUCAUGGAUGAACUGAAUAAAACAAAAUGUGGUGUUCUAAUUGGCUCUGCUAUGGGUGGAAUGCAAGUUUUUUAUGAUGCAAUUGAAGCAUUGAGGAUCUCAUAUAGGAAGAUGAAUCCAUUCUGCGUUCCUUUUGCAACUACCAACAUGGGUUCUGCUAUGCUUGCCAUGGAUCUGGGAUGGAUGGGUCCAAACUACUCAAUAUCUACUGCUUGUGCAACAAGUAACUUCUGCAUACUAAAUGCUGCUAACCACAUCAUCAGAGGUGAAGCUGACAUGAUGCUUUGUGGUGGCUCAGAUGCAGCAAUUAUACCAAUAGGCUUGGGAGGCUUUGUUGCAUGCAGAGCAUUAUCACAACGAAAUGGUGAUCCAACUAGAGCCUCGCGCCCCUGGGAUAGUAGUCGUGAUGGAUUUGUUAUGGGAGAAGGUGCCGGAGUACUGCUCUUGGAAGAACUUGAACAUGCCAAGAGUAGAGGUGCAACUAUCUAUGCUGAGUUUCUCGGAGGAAGCUUCACUUCUGAUGCUUAUCACAUGACAGAGCCUCACCCACAAGGAACUGGUGUCAUUUUAUGCUUAGAGAAGGCUUUGGCUCAAUCAGGAGUAUCUAAAGAAGAUGUAAAUUAUAUAAAUGCACAUGCGACUUCAACUCCAGCUGGUGAUCUUAAGGAGUAUCAGGCUCUUUUUCAUUGUUUUGGCCAGAAUCCAGAGUUGAAAGUGAACUCCACAAAAUCCAUGAUCGGGCACCUACUAGGAGCAGCUGGUGCCGUUGAGGCUGUCGCAACCGUCCAGGCAAUUCGAACUGGCUGGGUUCAUCCAAAUAUCAAUCUUGAAAAUCCUGAUGAUGGUGUGGAUGCACAUGUGCUAGUGGGACCAACAAAAGAAAGACUCGACAUUAAAGUGGCAUUAUCUAAUUCGUUUGGAUUUGGUGGUCAUAACUCAUCGAUUUUGUUUGCUCCUUACAAGUAGAAUUUUUUAUGCUUGUAUCGGGAUGAGAAUGAUGCAAGAGGUACAUGUCUCAAGAUUUUACUAGGAAAAAGGUGCACAAGAAGACAACUCUUAAGGCAUACCACAUUUAUUUUCAGUGAUAAGCGAGGCACAUUCCUUAGUAAUUAGCAUCUCUUUCGAGUCUGUUUCUUUCCUGAGAUGAAUAUUCCUGUUAGAGGAGAGCAACCUUACUCUCUGUGCCAGAUGAAAAGUUUAGGUCAAUUCAUUGGCAGAGGCAGUGUUGUGUUUUUUCGAAUUAUGUCAGUAGUUUGCCUUGCGACUGAGGGGAUCAUCUCUGCAGUGUUUUUGUUCAGCCUUUUUUUGUGCUAGAAUGGGAUUAAAGCCUAUUCGAAAAUUUGAUUAUUUCUGAUACUUGUUUAGACCAUUGGCAAAAACCUGAGCUGUGGUGUAACAUAAUGUUUUGAUAUUGAUUUGCUUCAAAUGUGUAUAAGCUAUGAUAUAUUGUGAACUGAAA